AUGUUCCCGGUCAAUGACGACGGGCCACCAGGCCGAGAUUCGCCCUAUAUCUACGGCUUCUAUCGCCAUCUAACGGAUGUCCUAGGCUGGGAUGUCAAGGUUGUCUUGCCUAGCACCCAGAAGUCAUGGAUCGGCAAGGCAUACCAAAUCAAAGACAUCAUCCGAGGACAAUACUACUACCCGCAAGACCCAGAUGGUAAUGGCGAGAUUUCUCUAUCACCUCGGCUACUACAGGACGGAGAAGUAGCUGAGUGGAUUCUUCUGGAUGGCACGCCAGCGACCUGUGUCAAUAUUGCUCUGCACAACCUCUACAAGGGGGAAAUCGAUCUAGUGAUUUCUGGUCCAAAUUAUGGCAGAAAUACAUCAUCCGCAUUUGCUCUCUCGUCGGGAACAAUAGGCGCUGCGCUGUCUUCCUCUCUUUCUCAUAUCCGUUCCAUUGCCGUCUCGUACGGAACGGUCAACAGGCCAACCCCGACAAGUUAUUUCGACCCUGCCCACAGACUCGCAGGUCGUAUCAUCUCCCACCUGUGGGACACCUGGGGUAAGGAUGAAGGAGGUCUACGCAACGGCGAAGUAGACCUUUACAACAUCAACAUCCCUAUGAUCGAGGAACUCCUUAGUGAAAACGGCUUGGAGAUACACUGGACAACGAUCUGGCGCAACACAUACGGGCGAUUAUUCCAGGCGCACUCACCCGACGAAGCACCUGCCCUACGACGAGCAGGGUCUUCGGGUGGGCCGGACGCCCCUGCUGGCCAAGAUCCGGAGGAUGUCUCUGCCAGUAAAGAAGCUGCUCCGUCAGAAGUCGGAAAACUAGUGUUCAAGUUCAAACCCGACAUGCAGGACCUCAUCUUUCCUUCCGAGGAUAUCUUGCCGGUCGGGUCUGAUGGAUGGGCCAUGUUUAAAGGGCACGUCAGCGUCACUCCUUUGCGCGCUAGCUUCGCGGAGCCCGGCUUCGCUGUCGCAGCGCCGGGGCGCGAUGAAGCAGGAGUGCGGAUAAUGAAACUGUAGAUCAUGCCAUGAUUGGACUUCAGUGGUGGAUCUCGUCUUCGUAGGUUCUUAUCCAAUCACAUAACCCGCAUUGGAUGUUAUAUAGUGGAUCAAGGAAGUGUAUCUGUAUCCAAUGCUUUGUGCCUUGCUUUGGACUGUUUCCAGGCUCUCUCAGCCAACGGCACGCUGUACAGAAAUCCCACGCCCUUUCCUGCUGAAGCGUGUAAACCAAGUACUACUCCUUUGUAUUCGCACUACAGCAACGUACAAUAUCGUCCACGCAACACUACAAAAGCAGCCCAGUCGUGCUCAGC
This is a messenger RNA of Gloeophyllum trabeum ATCC 11539, 1304 nucleotides long. Its product is annotated as sure-like protein. NCBI's taxonomy places the organism in Eukaryota, Fungi, Basidiomycota, Agaricomycetes, Gloeophyllales, Gloeophyllaceae. The record is from RefSeq and is a predicted model, not a curated record. Gene Ontology annotation, cellular component: P-body. Gene Ontology annotation, molecular function: hydrolase activity. The coding region runs from base 1 to 1011 and encodes 336 amino acids. The transcript has 8 exons.